Molecule: messenger RNA, 8204 nt
Organism: Oncorhynchus nerka (sockeye salmon)
Lineage: Eukaryota; Metazoa; Chordata; Actinopteri; Salmoniformes; Salmonidae
Product: sodium bicarbonate cotransporter 3-like
Exons: 27
Coding region: 198-3938 (1246 amino acids)
Biological process (GO): bicarbonate transport; monoatomic anion transport; regulation of intracellular pH
Cellular component (GO): basolateral plasma membrane; plasma membrane; apical plasma membrane
Molecular function (GO): monoatomic anion transmembrane transporter activity; solute:inorganic anion antiporter activity; sodium:bicarbonate symporter activity
Source: RefSeq, a predicted model, not a curated record
CUGCUCUCUCACUCCGUAUAAUCACAGACGAGCCGGCAAGAGCAACCCAGUAUUCCAGUGUUUCAGUUGGAGCUCAGACACACACACACACACACAAGUCCACAUACACGCUCACAGAAACACACACACGGGAGAUAAGAGAGAAGAAGCCAGCUAACGCCACAGCUGCCUCGGCUGCCCCUGAUGUUUCAGCCCAGAUGGCGGGGAACUGUGAAGGGGAGCAUGUGCUGACGGGUCUGGACGAGGAGGCCAUCAUUGACCUCGGGAAGACCAGCUCCACCACCAACACCAACUAUGAGACGGAAGACCUGGAGAGCCACAGGGCGGUCUAUGUCGGGGUCCAUGUGCCGCUGGGCCGGGAGAGCAAACGCAGGCACCACGGCAGAGGCCACAAACACCACCGCAAGAGGAGGGAGCAGGAGGAGGACCGCGAGGAGGAGGACCCCACUUAUGACACACCCUCCCAGCGGGUGCAGUUCAUCCUGGGUACCGAGGAUGAUGAUGUGGAGCACGUCCCCCAUGACCUUUUCACCGAGUUGGACGAGCUGUCUUUCAGGGACGGGAGCGCCACUGAGUGGAAGGAGACCGCCAGGUGGUUGAAGUUUGAGGAGGACGUGGAAGAUGGAGGGGAGCGUUGGAGCAAGCCCUACGUGGCCACCCUGUCUCUACACAGCCUGUUUGAGCUGAGGAGCUGCAUCCUCAACGGAACCGUCAUGCUGGACAUGAGGGCCACCUGUAUCGAGGAGAUUGCAGACAUGUUGAUUGACAGCAUGGUGGCGUCUGGCCAGCUGAAGGAGGAGCUGCGUCAGAAGGUGCGCGAGGCCAUGUUGAAGAGACACCACCACCAGAACGAGAGGAAGCUCAGCAACCGCAUACCGCUGGUGCGAUCAAUCGCCGACAUAGGCAAGAAACAUUCAGACCCGUUCUUGCUUGAGAGAAAUGGGGAGGGCCUCUCUGCCUCCCGCCACUCCCUGAAGCCGGGGGCCUCCGUCUCCAACCUGUCCCAGAGGCGAGAGUCCCGGGUCUCCAUCCUCCUCAACCUCCUCCUGCCAAACUCCUCCUCCGCCGGGGGGCCCUCCACCGGACCCUCGCCCCUCACCACCCCCCAGAACACGCCUCCUACUCCCCGCCGCUCCCCAAACCCUCCCCGCGCUUCUGGCCCCGCCCCGGUCCGCCAGGACAUCCCUGAGGUGGUGGUGUCACCGCCUGAGGACGACGAGUCUCCACCCGCCGCCAUUACGAAGGAUGAGGAGGCGUAUUCCGCUCGGCAACCGUCGCUGCAGACUAGAGGGCUCCAGCAGCUGCCCUUAGAAGGGCCACUGAUAUCCACACACUCUGUCCCCAGUAACCUGGAUAGCAGCAGCAAGGCCGGAGACAGGAGGCCCUCCAAAGUUGGGGUGGACACGAACUUCAUGAAGAAGAUUCCUCCGGGCGCUGAGGCGUCCAACGUGCUGGUAGGUGAGGUGGACUUCCUGGAGAAGCCCAUCAUCGCCUUCGUACGCCUGUCUCCCGCCGUCCUCAUCACAGGGCUCACGGAGGUGCCCGUGCCCACCAGAUUUCUGUUCCUGCUACUGGGUCCACACGGGAAAGGCCCUCAGUACCAUGAGAUUGGCAGAUCCAUGGCCACACUGAUGACAGAUGAGAUAUUCCAUGAUGUAGCGUACAAAGCCAAAGACCGGACGGACCUGCUGUCUGGGAUAGAUGAAUUUCUGGACCAGGUGACAGUUCUGCCCCCAGGAGAAUGGGACCCCACGAUACGAAUCGAACCCCCCAAGAACGUCCCAUCGCAGAUGAAGAGGAAGAUACCCUCCCAGCCCAAUGGGUCGGCCUCACUCUCUGGGGAGAUGUUGGAGGAGGAUGAAGGCCACGGAGCUGGGCCCGAGCUGCAGAGAACCGGACGGAUCUUUGGAGGCCUGGUGAUGGAUAUAAAGCGGAAGGCCCCAUUCUACUGGAGCGACAUCCGGGACUCGUUGAACCUGCAGUGUCUGGCCUCCAUCCUGUUCCUCUACUGCGCCUGCAUGUCCCCUGUCAUCACCUUCGGAGGGCUGCUGGGCGAGGCCACAAAGGGCAACAUAAGUGCCAUAGAGUCUCUGUUUGGGGCGUCCCUCACAGGAGUGGCUUUCUCUCUGUUUGCGGGGCAGCCCCUCACUAUCCUGGGCAGCACGGGGCCUGUCCUGGUUUUCGAGAAGAUCCUCUUUAAGUUCUGCAAGGACUACGGCCUGUCCUACCUGUCUCUGAGGACCAGCAUCGGCCUGUGGACGGCCUUCCUCUGCCUGGUCCUGGUGGCCACAGACGCUAGCUCCCUGGUCUGUUACAUCACCCGCUUCACAGAGGAGGCCUUCGCCGCGCUCAUCUGCAUCAUCUUCAUCUACGAGGCCCUGGAGAAGCUCUUCCAGCUGGGGGAACACUACCCCGUCAACAUGCACAACGAGCUGGACAACCUCACACUCUACUCGUGUCAGUGUUCUCCACCGGCCAACGCCUCCGCUCAGAUCUUGCAGACGUGGAACCAGACAGGACACACACCAGACUCUAUCUCCUGGAACAGCCUCAACGUAUCGAUGUGUAACCUGCUCCAUGGAGAGUUUGCUGGUCCUGCCUGUGGUCACCACGGCCCCUACAUCCCAGAUGUCCUCUUCUGGUCCAUCAUCCUCUUUUUCACCACCUUCUUCCUCUCCUCUUUUCUCAAGGAGAUCAAGACCGAGCGAUACUUCCCUACAAAGGUGCGCUCCACCAUCAGUGACUUUGCCGUGUUUCUGACCAUUAUGAUCAUGGUGCUGGUGGACUAUCUAAUGGGCAUCCCCUCUCCUAAACUCAACGUACCCGACCGCUUUGAGCCUACCUCCAAGCAUCGUGGCUGGCUGAUCUCCCCGCUGGGCCCCAACCCCUGGUGGACCCUGCUGGUGGCGGCGCUGCCCGCUCUGCUCUGCACCAUCCUCAUCUUCAUGGACCAGCAGAUCACCGCCGUCAUCAUCAACCGCAAGGAGCACAAGCUCAAAAAAGGCUGUGGCUACCAUCUGGACUUGCUGGUGGUGGCGGUAAUGCUGGGGGUUUGCUCAAUCAUGGGCCUGCCCUGGUUCGUAGCCGCCACCGUGCUCUCCAUCUCCCACGUCAACAGCCUCAAGGUGGAGUCGGGCUGCUCGGCGCCAGGAGAACAGCCCAAGUUCCUGGGCAUCAGAGAGCAGAGAGUCACCGGCUUCAUGAUCUUUGUCCUCAUGGGCUGCUCUGUCUUCAUGACCUCCGCACUCAAGUUCAUUCCUAUGCCAGUGCUAUACGGAGUCUUCCUCUACAUGGGAGUCUCUUCACUCAAAGGCAUUCAAUUCUUUGACCGUAUCAAGUUGUUUGGUAUGCCAGCCAAGCACCAGCCUGACCUGAUCUACCUGCGCUACGUUCCCCUGUGGAAGGUCCAUGUAUUCACCCUGGUGCAGCUCACCUGCCUCAUACUGCUGUGGGUCAUCAAGGCCUCGGCAGCUGCCGUCGUAUUCCCAAUGAUGGUGCUGGCCCUCGUCUUCAUUCGGAAGCUUCUCGACUUUUUCUUUACCAAGAGGGAGCUCAGCUAUCUGGACGACUUGAUGCCCGAGAGCAAGAAGAAGAAAGAGGAUGACAAGAAGAAGAAGGAGAGGGAGAAACGGGAGGCCCAGGCUUUAUUGCUCAUAGAAGAACAGGUGGGCGUGAAUGCUGUGAAGGUCCAUUAUGACGGUGGGAACCUGCUCAAGAUCCCAGUCAAAACUCUCUCAGGGAGCUCAUGUGACCUCGGCAAUGUUAAUAUCUCUGAGGAAAUGGCCAAAAGCGGGGCAUGCAAAGCAGUGGCGAUGAGCGCCGACUUCGGCCCAUCUAUGAAGCGUAGCCAAAGCCAGGAGAAGGUGGCCUGUGUUAGAGUCAAUAUGGACACCACCGAGGCAGGAGGGCAGAGUUCAGCCUUGGAGACGGCCUUGUGAUUGAGGAGACCUUUGUCCUACCACCCCCUAACCCCACAGAGGGCCACUCUGUUACAGUGAGCAAGGUGAGCUAGACCUGGAGCAGAGAAGUUAGACUGGUCUCUGGAGAAGCCCCUUUUGUGUGUCUCCUCGGUCAACAGUUGAGCUCCAGUUACCUCCAGUGGUCCAGUGUAGUUCUGGGGAUCCCGAGGCCCCCUCAGCACACAGAGGACUAACUUACUUGCAGUGGAGAGCACAUUGCUAGGAUAUAAAUGAACCAGACUGACACUGCCCACCGACCCCCACCAUUUUGGAUCAUACUCCAAUGUGAACCAAUUAUUUCCCACCCAUUGCCACAGCUGCCAAAAGAUGGGGCCACCACUGCCACACUGAUGCGGAAUCUUCUUCGAUUGUCAUGUAUGCGUGAAUUUACUUAAUUUUAAAAGGUAUAUUUUCUCAUCAAAAUUUGAAGCGAUAUUUUGUAAAAAUUAAAUAAAUUAAGAUUCACAUCCUGAGACAUUCUGGUCUCUGUCAAAUAAUAUAUAUUUACUUUAAAUGUACUAUACACAAACCAGCUACACCAGCUCCAGAAGCAUGUCACUUAAGCAAUGAUUCAGGUUGUUAUUUCUGUGAUUUCAACCGUGCAAACUGGUUACAUCAUGACGAGACACUGGUGAUCUAAACUGUUGCAAACCAAAAAAAGAAUGUAGACAUUCAAGCAUCUAUACCCCAUAAUCUUUCUUGGUUGUGAAACAUUGACAGAAAGGUUGGGAGUGGCAACCUCUUUUUACUGCCCUUGUACUGUAUCCGUACUGUAUACUCUGCAAGUUGCAUUCUCAGUAUUGAUAUCGCUGCUCAGAUCAAGUUGUUGAGUAAUUUUUUUGUUUGUCACUGUUGUGCUGUUUUAGUGGAAUUGUGUGCUUUUUAUGUUUUAAUGGACAAUUUAAAAAAAUACUAAUUUAAGGUUAAGGAAGUGAUGAUAUGAAUAUUACAAUAAGCACAUUAAAUUUGUUUGCCAGUAGGAAUUAGUGCACAGGCCUGAAUUGAGUUAAAAACAUUGAAUCUGAAGAUUCACAGAACUGUUGCUGAAAUGUCUAGAAAAAGCAACGACUCAGGAAUCUACAUGAUUUCUGAUUGUGGAAAGUUCUUUACUCUCAUUUGUCUCACUACUCAUACCGUAUUUCAAUAGAAUAGCGUAUUUCUCUAUUGUUGGGACAAUUUUUUUGAUAAACAGAAAAAAAACCCCAUCUAAAUUACUGUGCCGUUCAGUUUUCUUCUAAUAGCAAUGAACGUUAUUCUGUGCAGUAAAACUGUAUUGUACAAAUUAUGCUGCACAUGUUUUAAUACUUGUCACAUGUAAAAAGUAAGUUCAGUAUUACAGACAUUUCCAAAAAAUGAGUCGUAAAAUGUAUUGCAAUUAUAUAUUUCUAAUUUGCUUAGCACACAUGCUCCUGAUUUAGCAAUAAUAGACGAGUGAUGUGAGUACAAAGCGAUGUGUGGAGUGAUGGUUCUAUUGAGCUGUCUAGGGGGUUUGUCAAACCCCAUCCACUUUGUGUGUCUGCUCUAUUGACUAUGUUAGUGUGUCGCUGAUUUAUACAGACAAUAGCUUAUGUGCCUUGUGAAUGCUCUUUGUGUCUUUUAGUCAUACUGUAAUCAAACUUUUCAGGUAGUACAUACAAACACACAGCAGUAAUGAUCUGAAUGUUUUUGUGAAAAUCAUAUCCUCUUCAACCAAACCGGCAAACUGAACUGAUUAAUAAGUUACAAAUAUUAACUCAUUAGUACUUCAUUGUACCCAUUUUCUGUCAAGAUAUGUACUGUAUGUUUAUGUCACAGAUGUAGUGUUUGUUCACAAAUAGGAAGAACUGUAAUGUACUGUAAUCAAAUAGAUUGUUUUAUGCAAUAUCAGUGAAUGUGCACCGAAUUACUGCAACUUUAAUAACACUGGUGAAAAUGACAGAAGCCUGGUACAUUUUUUUUUUUUUUUUACAAAAUAAUAAUUUGAAUAAUUUUAGUUUGAACAGAAUUCAGAUAAAAUGUUGGCUAUUUCAAGUCAUUACAAAUAUUGUCUUGGUGAUCCUAUAUGUGCGAAGUAGGUACCACAAUUCAAUGUAGAACACAAAUGGUAUUGCAGUGCAAUGGAUUCGAUGUUUAUUAUAUGAUCUGUACCAUAGAAACAGGGUGUUCUUUAGGAUAAUAUGCCAUUUAGCAGACGGUUUUUCCCAAAGCAACUUUAGCAGACGGUUUUUCCCAAAGCAACAAGUCAUGCGGGCAUACAUUUUACGUUUGGGUGGUCCAGGGAAUUGAACCCACCACCCUGGCGUUACAAGCACCAUGCUCUACCAACUGAGCUACAAAGGACCACUUUAGGACCAUAUACAGUGGGGCAAAAAAGUAUUUAGUCAGCCACCAAUUGUGCAUGUUCUCCCACUUAAAAAGAUGAGGCCUGUAAUUUUCAUCAUAGGUACACUUCAACUAUGACAGACAAAAUGAGAAAAAAAACUGAAAAUAAUUGUAGGAUUUUUAAUGAAUUUAUUUGCAAAUUAUGGUGGAAAAUAAGUAUUUGUUCACCUACAAACAAGCAAGAUUUCUGGCUCUCACAGACCUGUAACUUCUUCUUUAAGAGGCUACUCUGUCCUCCACUCGUUACCUGUAUUAAUGGCACCUGUUUGAACUUGUUAUCAGUAUAAAAGACACCUGUCCACAACCUCAAACUGUCACACUCCAAACUCCACUAUGGCCAAGACCAAAGAGCUGUCAAAGGACACCAGAAACAAAAUUGUAGACCUGCACCAGGCUGGGAAGACUGAAUCUGCAAUAGGUAAGCAGCUUGGUUUGAAGAAAUCAACUGUGGGAGCAAUUAUUAGGAAAUGGAAGACAUACAAGACCACUGAUAAUCUCCCUCGAUCUAGGGCUCCACGCACGAUCUUACAACGUGGGGUCAAAAUGAUCACAAGAACGGUGAGCAAAAAUCCCAGAACCACACGGGGGGCCUAGUGAAUGAUCUGCAGAGAGCUGGGACCAAAGUAACAAAGCCUACCAUCAGUAACACACUAUGCCGCCAGGGACUCAAAUCCUGCAGUGCCAGACGUGCCCCCCUGCUUAAGCCGGUACAUGUCCAGGCCCGUUUGCUAGAGAGCAUUUGGAUGAUCCAGAAGAAGAUUGGGAGAAUGUCAUAUGGUCAGAUGAAACCAAAAUAGAACAUUUUGGUAAAAACUCAACUCGUCGUGUUUGGAGGACAAAGAAUGCUGAGUUGCAUCCAAAGAACACCAUACCUACUGUGAAGCAUGGGGGUGGAAACAUCAUGCUUUGGGGCUGUUUUUCUGCAAAGGGACCAGGACGACUGAUCCGUGUAAAGGAAAGAAUGAAUGGAGCAAUGUAUCGUGAGAUUUUGAGUGAAAACCUCCUUCCAUCAGCAAGGGCAUUGAAGAUGAAACGUGGCUGGGUCUUUCAGCAUGACAAUGAUCCCAAACACACCGCCUGGGCAACGAAGGAGUGGCUUCGUAAGAAGCAUUUCAAGGUCCUGGAGUGGCCUAGCCAGUCUCCAGAUCUCAACCCCAUAGAAAAUCUUUGGAGGAAGUUGAAAGUCCAUGUUGCCCAGCAACAGCGCCAAAACAUCACUGCUCUCUAGAGGAGAUCUGCAUGGAGGAAUGGGCCAAAAUACCAGCAAGUGUGUGAAAACCUUGUGAAGACUUACAGAAAACAUUUGACCUCUGUCAUUGCCAACAAAGGGUAUAUAACAAAGUAUUGAGAUAAAUCUUUGUUAUUGACCAAAUACGUAUUUUCCACCAUAAUUUGCAAAUAAAUUCAUUAAAAAUCCUACAAUGUGAUUUUCUGGAUUUUUUUUGUAAUUUUGUCUGUCAUAGUUGAUGAUUUUUUUUAAAUUUAUUUUUAUUUUACCUUUAUUUAACCAGGCAAGUCAGUUAAGAACACAUUCUUAUUUUCAAUGAUGGCCUGGGAACAGUGGGUUAACUGCCUGUUCAGGGGCAGAACGACAGAUUUGUACCUUGUCAGCUUGGGGUUUGAACUCGCAACCUUCCGGUUACUAGUCCAACGCUCUAACCACUAGGCUACGCGGCCUCAUCUUUUUAAGUGGGAGAACUUGCACACUUGGUGGCUGACUAAAUACUUUUUUCCCCCACUGUAUUACACUGACCUCACUACUGCUGUCAGUCAAGCACAGAAAAUACUCCUGUCAUGUUGUUGAAUACCAUACCAUAACAGGAUGUAAAAAAAAAAAACUUUUUACUUUGCUGAUAGAAAGCAAUAAAAAGUGUGUAAAAUGUC